Molecule: messenger RNA, 1005 nt
Organism: Poecilia reticulata (guppy)
Lineage: Eukaryota; Metazoa; Chordata; Actinopteri; Cyprinodontiformes; Poeciliidae
Source: RefSeq, a predicted model, not a curated record
UCAGUGAAGCAGGAAGAGAAGCAGAGUUAGAAACCAUCAGCGGCUCAGGAUGAAGGUCUGUCUCACUCUGAUCAGCCUCUUCUUCCUCACAGCUCUGCAGGAUGGAGAAACUGUGAGAACCUACAGAGGAAAGGACGGAGGAAGCAUCACAGUUAGAUGUGAAUUUCGUUACAAAGGAAAGACAAGGUUCUUCUGUAAGGAAACCUGUGAAGGACAAAACAUUCUCAUUCAAACAACCAAAGACAGAGAUGAGAGAGGAAGAUUCAGCAUCAGAUAUGAGAAAAGAAAUAUUUUUAAAUCUGAUUUUCUACAUGUGAGCAUCACAGAUCUGAAAACAACAGACUCAGGACAGUACCUGUGUCGCUCAGAUGAAACCAUUGAUGGAACUUUAUACGAUGAUUUUAAUCUCUUUGUGACUGAAGAUUCUUCAGAACCAAAAUGGACUUCAAGACCUUUUAURGGAUCAACUUUUCUAYCAACAACAACAACAACAACAACAACUCAGAGUCAGAGUUUCUCUCCUUCUCCAUCUGAAACCAUCAAACCCUCUGAAAAUAAAGCUGCAGCUUCAGAUCCACUGCUUUAUGUGGGUCUGGUUCUGGUCGUCCUGAUCGUCUUCUUAGCAGCAACUCUGAUGAUUUUCUGCAAGAGGAAAAACUUUGGUCACCAGAAAGGUCCUCCAGAAGAAACAGAGUAUGCCAACUUCUCUAAGGCUAAAGAUGAUGCAGUAGAGUACUCUGAGGUUCAUUUCCUGAAUGAUGUCUCUACUUCAGCCAGCAGCGCCCCCUGUGGUCAUGCAGAAAACGUCACCUACUCAGAGAUUCAGAUGAACUCUGCAAACCGCAGCGAUGAUUCUGCUCUUUACUCCAACAUUAGUUUACAGCAGUAGCUCUGCUGUGUUUACAGCUAACGGUUUACUGGUUUUAAUUUUUAUAAAAUAGUAAUUGAUAUUUAUAUAUAACUAUGGAAAUAGUUUCAGAAACUGAAAAUUACUGCCAGUAAUUU